AGUCUGAGAGGAUGCCACGCUGGCCACGCUAACCAACACAGCCAAUCAACCAAGGGAAAGCGCGGCCUCAUACCAACCCAAACUCAACGGUUCCAGAGAGGAGAGAGGGGCUGGAGCUGUUCCAAACAUCAAAGGCAGACCCAUACUGGUUAUAAGGGAAACCACCCUCUGACCUAGUCCUGUAGACAUGGGGAAGAUAGAGAGCAAACAACCAGCCCCGGACAUUCCCAAGAAAAUCUCAACCUGGUGGGAGAGGCUACAGAAGAAGCCACCAGCUCCAACCAUGACCAUUCCAAACAUGAACUUUAACUUCCCAACCCUGUGGGGAAGGAGAGAGAGCAAGCUACCAGACCCAGACAUACCCAGUAUAUUCUCCACUCUGUGGAGAACCCCCAACAACCCCAACGAUUUUGUCCCUCUAUUCACCGACUGUGUGGGGAUAGCUGCAGCUAGGACCCAGGAGUACCUCCUGUUCCUGGACCCAGAGGACAAGUUCCAGCCUAGCCCAUCAGCCCUCAAUGAUAUCUUUCUAAUGACCUACAUCACCCAGAGCAGCCACCUCCACAUGACCGACUCCUUCAACUGCACCACCAUGACCAAGCAGCAGCGCAUCCUCCUGGGUGCUGACUGGGUAUGGGCUGUGCUGGAGAGACCCACCAAGAACCCCCGCAUCCAGAUCGCCGUGCAGAUCCUGCACCUGCCCGAGAGGGGAGGAGGGCCAGCCGAGGACAUCCCCCCGGAGGUAUACACUGAAUCCAUGCAGAUGGCCAAGAUGGAGUCUGCUCAUAAGAACAAGGCAGAGAGGAUGGUGGAUUUCUGUGCCUCCAUCGGUAAUGACUGCUACGCCCUCUUUCUCCUCUUCGGCCGCAAGGGCGACCCGGGCAACAUCUACGGAGUGCUGAGCAACAACUUUCACGCUGCUAUAGGGAAGACUAAGAUCAACCGUGCACUCAUUGAGAAUUUCUUUAAAGGAUCCAGGUACUUACACACACCUACUGGAAUGCUACAGGCUAUUGUCACCAAGAGAGAUUCUGACCCUUUAACUUUGCUCAUCAAGUUUACCUGACCAGUGUGAUCGAUGACAGAGCAGCCAUAUGGGACCUUUCAGAUUACUCUGUUUACUGUAGUGUUUCACAUGGGAGGAUGGACUGUUGUGAUUGGUGGGUUUAUGCUUGCCUGGGACUUGGGGACCCAGUGUGCUGAAAUUGGCCUGUGUCCAUAUCUCGUUUGUGGACUACUGACCCAUGCCUGCUGACAGCUGCUCACACCCCUGUGGGUUAGUAUUUCUGUUAGAGCUCUAUUCAAUCAGAUCCGCUUUAGCCGACAUCCACAUAGCGGUUCUUUUGGCAGUGUCGGAGAUUAAACUGCGUUAGAGCUGUCAAAUCCAAAAGCGGCUCCUGACAUUAUACCUAAAGCGAACAUUGCUAUUGGCUGCACAGAGUCACAUUAACAGAAAUCCCAUGCAGCCUUGUUUACAAGUUGGAACACUGGAAUGUGAGAUGGAAUCUACAUCUCCAUUAAGAUGAUAGAAACCCUCAUUAUUUAGUUGAAUGAUUUUCAAUUUGAGCGUCAUUAUUUCUAUAUAGCCUACACUUUCUCCUUCUGAACUUCUAACGAAAGUGGGACAGGUGGGGCUUUGUGACAAAGAUCAAGAGCAGCUGCUCACCGAUUUGACAGCUCCAAUGCAGUUAUACCCCCGACACAGCCAAAACAUCAGCUAUGCAGGUGUCGGUUAUUGCCAGUUAACGCAUGAUCUGAUUGAAUCUAGGCCUUAAUGGACUUAACACUUCACUGGCAUUGCACUUAUGUGGAAAUUCACACAAACAACCUAUCUGCUAUCACUACUCAUUGACAUUAAAACCUCUGUACAGCUUAUGUUGACAUGGAAACUAUGAUUUGCCACAAAAUAUUUUUGUAUUUUCAAGGAUGGACUUUAUGACUGAACACAUUGUGAUAGCUUCACCCAAAACCUAAUUCUAAGUUAAUUUGAUUAAGGUGGAUUGUUCUCUUAAAGUUGAGUCAAAGUAGAAAAUAACAGGAUGGGGAGUUCAAAAAUAAAUUAAUAUACAUUUCUGGAUGUCUUGAGUUAUCUUGUUUAGAAGAGGGUUAUUUAUGUUGAGGAUUAUGCUCAGUGGUAAGUAGCAUAAUGUAAAUGAAGGGAUUUGUGUUUAAAUAUGCAGGUUUGCUAAGGCUAAGGUUAUAUAUACACAAAGUGGUGCCGAGAAUAAUACUACUCUUUCUCCCCAAUACCACAAAGACAUCAGAUUAUGUGUAGAGAUGGCUUUAAUGAGUAAUGAGAUUCAACAAAACAUCCAAAUGCUUUAGAUACAGUACAAAACAUCCAAAAGCUUUAGAUACAGUACAUAAUUAGAACAAUUAUUACUAAAACAGUUGAAACAUACUAAAAAGCCAACUAACUUUUCACAGUAUCUCACACAAAAAAAGUUAUUUGAAUGUUCAACAUGCAAAUAUGACAUUUGUUAUUCAAAACGCUAGAGAAUAUCCCGUUGGUCUUGAAAUGUGUUACAUUGUGUUCUACAUACAUAAUUCAAUAGAACAUAUUGUCUUAAAUGUCCUGGUGCGUUUUAAUGUAUCUAUGCCUAGUUGGAGGCCUGGGAGUUAUCAGUAUGUGAAUGUGUUCUCUGUCUUGUAGCCCAGAAUGGAGAGGUUGGGGCGCCAUGGAUUCUGGGUCAUGGGGAGUGGGCCACACAUGACAAUGAGCACAUCGUUGGACACCAGGGGAAGGUGCUCUUUCAUCAUAUCAGCGUUCACAAACCCUGAGCUGUACUUCCAGUCUGUAAUUAGAGGAAAACACAAGCUGAAUUCAACUGUUUUUAAUCAACAGAUAAGGAUCAGCCCUGCAGGCCAAUUAAAUGAUCACACCCUGUUAGCGAAGAUGUGUUUCAUUUAUGUGGAACUAACGGAUGAGUGCCAGGAUAGACAAUUAGCUGGAGCCUCAUUUGCAUACUGUACCAUAUGAGGAAGCUACAGUAUAGGUGACGGUUCACAUGGCAAAACAGAAUCUAAAUAGAACGUUUAGAUCAUAGAGAUGUCGGGAUAUGAUUGGAGGGGGAAGGGUUUCCAUUCAUUCAGUUGACAUCAGUAACAGACCAAUUCAAAAGGGUUGCUGCAGGUGCACCUUUGGGGAUUUUUUGGUUAUUGUCUAGCAGACAGUCAAUCAGUCCCUACAAAGGGUGUGGUGACACAGCAUGGCAAAAAUGUGUUUUUUUGCAGUCCAACACGAAUGAUACAAUGGUAUUAGCCCAUGACAACCCUGUACCUUAAUCUUUUUUAUCAUGGAAUACUAUGGUCUUACCCUGUGGAGGUUUGUCAAUAGUGAACCACAAAUUGAGUUGUUCAGAGUGAAUCUUCAGCACCUUCUCUAGUUCCUCCCGCAGUAGAAUAUCCUUAGUCUGGGGGCAAGAGACCAUCAUUAGAAGAAGGUUUACAAUUGCUAGUGCUACAACUAAUACAGUAUCUCAUUGAGUCUUGUUAAACCAUACUAAAGGUGAGACAUUGAUCUUGGUUGUCUAUCAUCAGAUCGUCUGUUGUACCUGUUGUAUUCGGCGCAUGUGACUAAUACAAUUUGAUUUGAUUUUGGAUUUGAUGAUUGUCAUUGAAGUUGUAUUCAUAACAAGCUCUGUGUCCACUUCAUUGAUAAUCCACGGUGACGGUGUCAUACUGUGUGGGAUGUGACUCUUCCCUGUACGCCGGUGAGACUGACCGAGGUCAUUAUUGUUGUAUUCAUAACAAGCUCUGUGUCCACUUCAUUGAUAAUCCACGGUGACGGUGUCAUACUGUGUGGGAUGUGACUCUUCUCUGUACGCUGGUGAGACUGACCGAGGUCAUUAUUGUUGUAUUCAUAACACAGAGAGAAAAUCUAGCUGUAGAUUUUAAUUCAUGGGCAAUAAAGACAAAACACUUGUUAAAAAACCUUCUAGUUAUUUUAGAUUCUUAACCAAAUUUCGAAUCACACAUUAGGAAUGUGACCAGCUUUUUACCACCUGAGGAGCAUUGCCAAGGUGUAGAUGUUUCUCUCUCAGGCUGAUGCAGAGAGACUCAUCCAUGCUUUUAUUACAAGCAGGCUUGACUACAGUAAUGCUCUCCUGUCUGGUCUACCUAUAAAGUCAUUGGUCAACUGUAAAACAUACAGAAUGCUGCAGCACGGGUACUGACCAAGACCAGAUGGAGAGCACAGAUUACACAGGUUUCAUGGUCUCUGCACUGGCUGCCUGUGAGUUUUACAAUUCAUUUUAAGAUUCUUCUAUUGUUUUUUGUUUUUUAUCAAUUCAUGUCAGACAUGCCUUUAAGUUAUGUACUAUACACAGUAGGUCCCUCAGGUCCUCUGGCACUGGCCUUUUAGCUAUCCCAAAGCCUAGGACUAAGAGGCAUGGAGAGGCAGCCUUUAGUUAUUAUGCCCCCAGCCUCUGGAAUAGCCUGCCAGAGAACCUGAGGGUGGCCGAAACUCUAGACAUAUUUAAAAAACAUAUUUUUUGUUUUACUUAGGGUGUUUUUUAGAUGUUCAGUUUGUGUCAUUCCUUUAUUUUGUAUCUUAUGUUUGUUGUGUAGUAAAUAUUUCAGCUUUUAUUUAUUGUUUUUUAUUAUUUUUGUCCUGUAAAGCACAUUGUGUUGCAUUCCAUGUCUGAAAUGUGCUGUAUAAAUAAAGCUUGAUUUGAUUUGUUA
Molecule: messenger RNA, 4683 nt
Organism: Oncorhynchus nerka (sockeye salmon)
Lineage: Eukaryota; Metazoa; Chordata; Actinopteri; Salmoniformes; Salmonidae
Gene: rep15
Product: RAB15 effector protein
Exons: 3
Coding region: 188-1066 (292 amino acids)
Biological process (GO): receptor recycling
Source: RefSeq, a predicted model, not a curated record